Molecule: messenger RNA, 207 nt
Organism: Menidia menidia (Atlantic silverside)
Lineage: Eukaryota; Metazoa; Chordata; Actinopteri; Atheriniformes; Atherinopsidae
Source: the annotation of a GenBank genome assembly
AUGGACUCUCCCGUCUCCACGCCGGCCCCCCCCCCCCUCCACCUGCUGGCUGCCGUGGGCAACAGCGAGAUCGCCUCGCCGUGCGAGCAGAUCAUGGUCCGCACGCGCUCCGUGGCGGUCAACACCUCCGACGUGGCGCUGGCCACCGAGCCCGAGUGCCUGGGGCCCUGCGAGCCGGGAACCAGCGUCAAUCUGGAGGGCAUCGUG